AUGACUCCAACUCUCCCAGCAGCGGAGACGCGACGGAGAGGAACGACACAGGCCGACGGCGAGCAAAGAAGACCAACGGCGAGGGAAAGAGAGAAGCUACGAUUGAUUUCCAAGGAGGAGGGGAGGCCGAUCAAUAUUUAUGUGAGUCACAGAGGCGAUGACCGUAACGUUUAUGAAUUCACUGAUAAGAUUUGUGCUGCUUUCGAAGCUGCAGGUUUGACAACUUUUGAGCAAGAUCAGGAUCUCGAAACUGAGGACUCACUUCCAGAUUAUCUUCUGAAACCGAUUCAUGAAUCAUGGGUCUCUCUAUUUGUCUUCUCCAAAACCCAUUCUACUUCAAAACAGCACUUCAUGGAACUCAAAGAAAUUGCUUGGCGAAUUCAUAGGCCACGCGGUGUUAUACUGAUCUUCUACGAUCUCGAUGGAACCCAGGCAAGGGAGGUUCUGGAUGAAAUCUAUGACAAUGUCGCCAGUCAAUUCAACAACUUCACAAGUGGAACACCUGAUGAUCUUUUUGAGAUGUUUUGUAUGAUGAUCCAACCAAGACGAAUUUCAAAAGCCAUCAAUGAAAUUGUUAGCAAGGUCAUGAUAGCACUGCGUCAACUAGAAUAUGUUGUUGAGCUAAUUGGGAUGCAAUCUCAUGUGUCUGAAGUCGAAAAGCUUUUGAAUUUGGAUUCAAAUGAUGAAGUUCAAGUGGUAGGAAUUUGUGGAAUGGGUGGAGUAGGGAAGUCAACUCUUGCUCAAGUUUUGUACAGAUCAAUCUCUCGACAUUUUGAUGCAUUUUGUUUCAUAGAGAAUAUAAGCCAACUUUUGCGUGAUGAUCUAUCUUUAAUGAAAAUUCUUUAUCAAAACUUGGAGAUCAAACCAACGUAG
Molecule: messenger RNA, 873 nt
Organism: Prosopis cineraria
Lineage: Eukaryota; Viridiplantae; Streptophyta; Magnoliopsida; Fabales; Fabaceae
Product: disease resistance protein RUN1-like
Exons: 4
Coding region: 1-873 (290 amino acids)
Biological process (GO): defense response; signal transduction
Molecular function (GO): ADP binding
Source: RefSeq, a predicted model, not a curated record